Molecule: messenger RNA, 1182 nt
Organism: Diaporthe citri
Lineage: Eukaryota; Fungi; Ascomycota; Sordariomycetes; Diaporthales; Diaporthaceae
Exons: 2
Coding region: 1-1182 (393 amino acids)
Molecular function (GO): O-methyltransferase activity
Source: RefSeq, a predicted model, not a curated record
AUGAGUAUCAAAGCACGAAUCGCCACCUUGGCGCAAGAUAUUGACACGAUCAAUAAAGAUGUCGCUCAGCAUGAUGCCUCUCGAAAGCAGCUCCUUGAUGUUCUCCAAUGUGCGACGGCCAAGGUCGAGGCGCCUGUUGAAACGAUUUGGAGGAUGAUCAUGUCUCCCCAUGGCCCAGCCGCUCUCAUGGUCCUGAUCCGCUGCGGUGUGGUGACGGACCUGGUCGCAAGCGGCAAGCCCAAGACGAGCAAGGAACUUGCCGAGAGCACCGGCGCGUCGGAAAAGCUCAUCGUGCGUAUGAUGCGACCGCUGACAUCCAUGGGCGUCUUCCACGAGGCAGCCGAGUACACCUACGCCGCCACGCCGAUCUCCCAGGCCCUCGUCACGCCGGCCCUCAUCGGAGGCUACCAGUUCAUGUUUGACUAUGCCACCCGCUCGCUGGCCAACAUGCCACGAUACCUCGAGAAGACAGGUUUCAAGGACGUCGACGGGGCGCCGGGCCCUUUCCAGGACUGCAACAACACCGAUGAUCUGAUGUUCCCGCAUCUAAUAAAGAACUCAGACAUGAUGACGCACUUCAACCACUUCAUGUCGGGCUCCCUGGCCAUGCGUGCCGACUGGUUCCGGAAGUUCGAUGCGGAGAGCAUCAUCCUAGCCGGCGCCGAGAGGAACAACCCCGAAGCCACGCUGCUAGUCGACGUGGCCGGGGGCGAGGGCCACGACGUCGAGGCAUUCUCCAAUGCGUUCCCCGACGCGCCGGGGAAGCUCGUGCUGCAGGACCUGCCGCCCGUGAUCGCGAACAUCAAGCAGCUCGAUGACAGGGUAAUCCGCCAGGCGCACGACAUGUUUUCGGAACAGCCGGUACGGGGCGCGCGCGCUUACUACAUGCGCCAGAUCUACCACGACUGGCCCGACCACCAGUGCGUCCAGAUCAUGAGGCGCAUCGCCGAGGCCAUGGCCAGGGGCUACUCGAAGCUGCUCAUCUUCGAGUGGAUCCUGCCGGCCAGGGGCGUCCCGCUCUACCCGGCUUUGCUUGAUAUCAACAUGAUGUCUAUCUUGAACGGGCGCGAGAGGACCGAGGAGGACUGGGCAGCGCUGCUACAUGCUGCGGGGUUGAAGAUCGUCAAGAUCCAUCGCGUCAGCCCUCAGGAGGAGGGUCUUAUUGAGGCGGAACUUGCAUGA